AUGUCUAAGGUCGACCCGGAGAAGCUCAUGGUCAAGGCUGAGAAGCUGUAAGUGUCGAUCUCUGCGGUGGCUUGUCUUAUAAUUUUCUGCGACCUAGAUCGGUAUCUUCGUGCCUUUUUUCAUCUUUCCGGGCCAAAUGUGUAAUCGACUUGUGAAUUAUAUCAACUGUCGAGAGGGUUCGAUCUCCCUGUUCUUCCUUAUGUUUCGCCCUCUUUCUUCGCGUAAGCAGCGGCCAAUUUCCUAUUUUAUCUGGGGGAAUUGGGCAGUCGUGCCCUUACAUGAGAAAUCAAGGGGAUAGUUUGCCGCAUUUGUUGUUUCGGUGCUUGUGAUUCCAGCGUUGAAGUCAUCAAUGGCGGUGAUACACGAGGAACCGCCACGCCUUUUAGCAGAUUUCAAUCAGAUGUCUGAAAGCUUCGUGACGAUUUUCUCGUUUCUCCCCCUUUUUUUUCUCUUUUCAGAACAAAACUCAGCUUCACGAGAUGGACUGCUGACUGGAAGAGUGCGGUAGUUCUGUAUGAACAGGCUGGUUGGUGCUCGAUCGAGUUCAUUUCUGGUUUCAUCUUCCACCCAGUUCAUCAACUGAGAUAGUUUUCUGCUUCUGUGAAGCUAAUGAAUUCAGGGCAACGAGAAACGAUGAAAAGGCAAAGAUUGCAUUCGAGAAGGCGUCGAAAUGCCACGAGAUGAUAUCGCAGUAUCCUCUCAUCCUCUGGAAUCCAGAUCCCUCAUCGUUUCCGUUGUGCUUUCUGUGCUGUGAAGUAGUUGCUGUGUGUCCUCGACAAAUUUUGGCAGGCCUUGGGAUGCGGCUAAGCAUCUGGAAUCCGCGGGCAGUCUGGCGAAGCAGCUUGGGGAAUGGAAUGAGGUCUUGGACUUCUUUAGACGCGCUUCGGAGCUGUACAGCGAGUGUGGGAGAGCACAGCCAGCAUCUGAUGCUCUUGCUAAGGGGGCUCGGUAUGGGACUGGAUUCUUGUCACACCCUUCUGAAUAUCCUGGGUGCUUUCAUAUGAUACGUUUCUGAUGGUUCAUUUUCAAAACCUGUGAUAUCAUCUAGCCUCUUAGCAGAGGUAAACCCAGAAGAGGCGAUUCGAUUGUUCAAUGAUGCCUGCGCAAUACUGGAAGAAGAUGGCAAGGAGCAAAUGGCCUUUGAUUUGUAUCGUGAUGCCACAGAGGUUUAUAUCAAGCUUGAGAGGUGAGGAUCUGAUGAUCACUUGUUUCUUAAACUGCGGUCCAUAAAAACUCAAAGCACUCAAUUAUCUUCAUUCUGUAUAGUGUUCUAUGUAGUCACUUACAGAAGAUAAUGAAGGGUUAUCUUUUAUUUUAUUUUAUUUUUAUUAUCCUGGUGAGUCUGUGCUGACCCUAGCUGUCCUGAUAUGGUGGUCAUUGCAUUCUACACCAAUUUGACAAAUUAUCUUUUUUUAAGGCUCAACAGAAGGGGUUUAGCCAACUUUUUUUCUUCAGGAAGAUUUUUCUAGUGUGAGAAAGGAUGAAACUACUUUCUCUUUCUGCUAGUUCACCAGUGGAACCCGUUGACCCGUCAAAUGUUUCAACGAUGGCUUUUUUUGUUGUUUCAAAAUAUGCUGAUAAGUUUUGUUCAUCAACAUUAUCCUCUUUUUCUUGUCCCCGAUCACCAGAAGAAGGUUAACUAGUGUUAUUCUUCAGCUGUCUUUUUAAUGCUAAUGAUAUGAUAAAAAAAGAUCACUUACAUCAAUUUUCACACACAUAGUACCCUUUGAGAUCACAUACUAUCCAACCAGGUGUUAAAUCCUUCACAAAGAUUUUUCUCUAUUUCUUCCUUUCUUUUUAAAGAAAGGAAAAAACAAGCCAUCUCAAUCACUCGUCCUGCUACUUUAAUCCACCAUGUACGUUACAAUUUAUUAAAUACUUCAGAAAAAGGUCAAAAGGGCACAAUUCAAUGAAAUAAAAACAUAGAACCAAAAGCAUAUUUCAGUCAAAGAUGGCUUACUCUAGGUUGAUAAAAUACAUCCAUGAUGCGCUGUCCUGUAUCUUCUCAUCGUGAUUGGACACUGUAAUAUUAUUCUCCUUCUUCAAAAAUGUCAACCAACAGAGACCAUCUCUUUUUUCGCAAAAAAAGCAAACCUUGGUGUCUUUAUUCUUGAAAGAAAAUCCGUCUGAAUUCGAUUCAAAGGAAAAAAAAUAUAAAAAAGAAUAUCAUCAUGGUCGAGCAUCUCACUAAAAUUGUGCUGUAUCUGCGGCACAUUUGAAAUCCAAAGCCGUUGUUUUCUCCUUCAGUGAUAUGCUCAUAUAUAGUUGACUUUAUGAUCCAGGUAUACUGACGCUGCAUCACUUCUGUUAAGAUGGGGCCUAGCAGCAGACCACUGCAAAGCUGUGAACAGUCAAUGCAAGGUGACUCAAGUUUAUAGCCUAUUCUUCUUGUUCUGUCCGUGGAUUUUGAGAAUUUCGGUGCAUCAAAACACUUAAUAUUAAUCACUGGUUGGAAAUGUUUACUGUGGAUUGAAGAGUUAGCAGCUAUUUCGAUUAUAGAUAAAAUGAAGCUAUGUACACUGUGGAUUAAAGUUUUAGCAGCCUUUUGAAUCAUGAAUGAAACAAUGUGGUUCAUGGUUAUAAUGUGGGAUGGUGUUUGAUAAUGAAAUGUUGCUAGCCUUGAGUUCUAUAAGAUUCUGCAUUUACGCCAAACUUGGGCAUCCUUUUUUCUGUUCGACUGUCACUCUUACCUUGCUUGCAGUAGGGCACCUAAGUUUGUAGAGUUCCAUUUAAAUCGAUUUAUGAUGUGAAAAUUCUCAACUUUUUCUGUCCAAACUGAUGAUUUUUCUGAUAAAGUUCCAGGUAUAAACACGAUACAGCUCUCCAAAAAAUAAGACAAUACAGGAAUUAUGGUCUCUUUUUCAGUAAGUGGAUGUGUGCCAUAGUGUGUUGCUGGUUUUAGUCCACCACCUAGGAUGGAUUUUGGAGAACUGUGGUGUUUUGUAUCUUAAAGUGGUAAUAAGUUGUCCUGCUACAAUAACAUGGAGAUGAAAUCUUUUCAUUAGGGUACAACUGUAUCAUCCCACUGACUAAUCUUAUGAGAAGAAUAUUUAUGCCUGCUUUAAAUUGGUGCCCUUAUGAUAUUAGGUUUUCAUUAUGGGGGGGAGGGGGAGGCGGUCUGUUGACCUGGUGAGACAUUUGUUCCCCGUAAGCAAAACCUUAGAAGAGAAACCUUCUGGUUUCCCACAGCCCCUAUUCAAGGGAUGGAACUUUGGAAAUUCUUCUCUCCACAACCUCCAUUCUACCUCCAAAAAUUUGCAGUUUACCGCUACUCGUGUUUAAUAAAGUAUGAGUUCAAGUACUGCGAUUGUUCAAUCUUUUAUGAAGUGUGAACUAGGUCAUGAUAUUUUUCUGUAUUGGACAUGGGUCUGGUGUGGACACAACUUUGAUUCACUAUAAUCUUUAGACGGACUAAAGGAUCUUCAAGUUGGAUAGACGGCAGCAAAUCAAAUAGUUAUUCAGUGGUGAGAGGCAGGUUAUAUUAAACAAAAUGGCCAAGUUGGUGUUUGAUGGUGGGGUUUGCUCGAAUAGGUAGUAAUGGUAUCAACAUUCUAAGGAAAUGAACCGAUGCAUCAACUAGCUGAAAUAACAUUGAUAGCAUCUGCUCAUGUCUUUGCUCGUCUCAGAGCUGGAUUCGCCGUAAUUGCUCGUCUUCUACCUCCUGGUUUACGCAGGUUAGCUUCUGCUUUUUCAAACGGUCAAAUCUUCCAUUUAACGAAGAUAAUUCUUCUCUUCAUCAAGCUACCCAAGAAAUCUGCCUAAAGUGUAACAGGUUGCUUGUAGCGCUGUCAUAGUGAUGACUCAGUCCCAAAUGGCUGUGAAGGAUGAUAAUGAAAUCUUUUGGAUCUUUUCCUCAAGAAGAACAAGUAUGCAGCUCCAUAAGCCAUCACACAUGAACUGAAAUCGGUCCUGGAAGAGCUCCAAUUGUCUUUGGAUUUGGAACUCCAAAUAUGGAACUGCUUUGUUCUGUGGGCAAUUCGGGAUUUUUCUAUAUGAGAGACAUGGAUAGCCAGUUUUGGGGUUUUUUCCAUGGGGGAUUGGUCAGUUACCACCAUGGACUCAUUUUCUCUCUAGGUCUCCAUCAUAUUAAUGUACGUAUGUUUUGCUCAAUAGUACAAAAUCUAUAUAGUUUUUAUCUUUUUCAUUGAAUCCAUAGUAAUUAUAAUCAAUACUUGAGAUUCUACUUUAUGGCCUCUUUGUGCUGCAAUGCUCAGCACUUCUACUCUUUAGACUUUGGGAAGUUUUGGGACUGGAGCUGAGGAAAGCUGGUGUUGACCCAGUUGGACCUUCUUGAUUGGGUCCAGCCUUGAGAUAUAUUUUACCUUUUGAGACCCUGUGAAUUUUUUUAAUCAAACAGAUAAAAAUAUUGCAAUUUUUACGCAUCACAUCAGUGCGGUUGUGUUGCAUCGAGUUUGAAAUUCUGAAAUCAAUUCAGAUUUGAUAUAGUUAGAUCAAUCCAAGCUUCAGUUUAAUGGGGUUUCCAUCCCAAAUGGAAUGAAAUGAAGCUUCAUUUAUUCAAAAUAAUUGGAUAAGUUCAAGGAUCUCUAUCUUUUGGAACAUAUUUUCUGGGUUACAUGGUAUGUUUCCCUGGAAACUAUGAUGAGGGAAUCAAUUCGUAGAAAUAUGUGAUAUGUCCCAAUGUUUUACCACCUCUCUUUAAUUUUUAUGUAUGUCCAAUGGUUACAUGGUUACAUGCCUGCUGCUUAUUUGGGCGAAUAUUUUUCUGGGCUACUCAAUGUUUUUUUUUUACCAUUUCAAGCAGGCUUACCUGGGUGCAAUUCUAGUUUAUCUUUAUACACACGACUUCAAGCAGGCUGAGAAGUGUUACAACGACUGCUCUCAGUAAGCUCCAUGCUAAAUCUUUUCCAACCUUUUUUAAUUCUUUUAAUAUUACAAGGUUUAACGCCUUUUUUACUUUAUUUUAUCAGAAUCGAUGCAUUCCUCAGCAGUGAUCAGGGUCGCUGUUCUAGCAAGCUUCUUGCUGCCUAUGAAGAAGGGGAUGCUGAAGAAAUCAAACGUAUCUGUCUAUCAAGCGCCAUUUCUCAUCUUGAUCACAUGGUAAUAAUAUCUCUAUAUAUCAUCAUCUCGCUUAUAUUUUACAUUCUUCGUGUCUGAAUCGUAUGAUUUUUUGUUAUAUUGUGGAUAUUUCUUGUUGGGCACAAUUCCCAUUUUGCAAAUUAUGAAUAAAAAUUUUAUUGCUUGAUUUCCCGUUGACCUUGAGUUGGAUGGUCCUGUGUUUUCUUGGUUUCAGAUCAUCAGGCUAGCUAGGAAGCUGCCUACCGGAGACCUGACGUCACUCAGGGCCAAGGAUGCAGAGGAAGAAGCCUUGGAUGAAGAUGAUCUUACUUAG
Molecule: messenger RNA, 5350 nt
Organism: Spirodela intermedia
Lineage: Eukaryota; Viridiplantae; Streptophyta; Magnoliopsida; Alismatales; Araceae
Source: the annotation of a GenBank genome assembly